AUGUCCGUUGGUUUGGCUCCGCAUACGUCGAACGUGGAGUAUUUUGGCCCCGCGAGCAACUUCAGUUUUGUUAACCAGCUGAACCAUUACUUACGACAACUGGCAAUUCUGGACCUCAACACUUCUGAGGUAGAGCUUGUUGAUGAGCGCCAGGGCCUCGAGCGUUACGGAAUGAAGAUGAUGCAACUCCAGGACCACACCUCCAGCCGGGUCUUUGGAGUUUGCGAUAUCUCGCUGGCCAAAGCCGUGGAUCUUGUAGAAGGCUACUUUGAGACAUGGCAUGUGCCAAUUCCUCUUUUCAAGACUGAAAACGUCAUGAAAGAGCUGCGCGAAGUGUGGUUUGCUGCUUAUGAGGGAAAAACUGUAGACAAGGCUUUGCUUGCAAAAGUAUGUCUCUUACUCUCGAUAGGCUCCGGAGCCACGCGGUUUGACUCUGAGUCCCCUGAUGACUGUCCAGGACUCGCUCGCGACUUCUACCACCUUGCACGUGAAUACAUGCCUAAAGGUGUUUCUGAAGUGAGCUACUCAGCUGCAGUUUUGUUGCUGUUGAUGUCAUUGGCAGAGGCGAACCUUGGCGACACUUCACUUUCAUAUGUCCAUAGCGGCACCGCGGUGCGCACCGCGAUCGUCGUUGGACUGCACAAAAUUGACAUUUCCAAACAGCCAACUGAGGCCAACAAGGAGUGCCAUCGAGCUUGGUGCUCGAUCUCGCAAUGGGACAAAUACUGGAGUUUUUGCGUUGGAAAGCCUCCAUCAGGACUCGAAGAUUAUCCUUCCGGACAGAUGUAUGGCCCCGCAUUUGCGUGUGAGAAGGAAUGGCCUGAAAACCCGUUUCCUAUCCACUAUGAACACAUGCGCAUGCGGGUGUUCUUUGGCGGAAUCUGCUCGCGGGUUUACUCCGAGCUUUAUGACAAAAACAAGGAUUUACUGUCGGUGUUCACAUGUGUUGAGAUGCUAUCCAAAAAAGUUGAUAACGAGUAUUUCGGCACAGCAGAGCCAUACAUGUGUGCCUCUGAUGUCUCAAAAGCAGCUGACAACCCAAUUUACCGGAACCGAGAAUGGUUCUGGAUUCGCAUUUACUAUUUGUAUUUGAAGCUGGUUAUCUUCCGACCAUUCCUGGUCUUCUGUGCUUAUCUCAAACUGUCCUCUACGGAGACGACCUCGGAGAUCCAGCAGCUAUUGACGUCAGGAUCGGAGAGCAGUGUCAAGGUGGCCAUAACGCUCGCGCGUUUUGUUAUCGACCUCAACCGUGCUGUGCCGAUGCGGCAGCCGAUUCUCUUCAUUUGCACAUACCUCGAGAGUGCAUGCACGGUACUGCUUUUUUACGUGGUGAGCCAUCUCAAGGAGCUCACUGAGGAGAUGUCUCACGAGAUCUGGACAAUUCUCAACGAUACGUGCCAAUUUCUUAGAGGCGCAAAUGGACCAAACGUUGGUUCUACAAAGCUAAUCGCUAAUGACGCAAUCAAGUCAUUGCAGAACAUUUUGCUAACAAAACAGUCCACAGGAACUACCUUUUUUGAUAGGCUGAUGCAACCACUGUUCAACCGCAAUGCUGCGGACUCGCCCCUUGGGGCAGUCGUUUCGCCCAAUGUAGUUGUUUCGGACACCAAACAACCAAACGAUUUCUUUGGACUGAGUACCACCACGCCGCAGGACAGCUGCGAUGAGACUGAAUCGCCGCGUUCUGUGAAGGCGCCCCCCAGCGAUUCGCUUGAAGUGUUUUGGCAACAGACCUUGGACUGGAUGUCAUAUCCCUGA
Messenger RNA from Kuraishia capsulata CBS 1993, 1758 nucleotides. RefSeq lists its product as uncharacterized. The coding region runs from base 1 to 1758 and encodes 585 amino acids. The transcript has a single exon. Lineage: Eukaryota; Fungi; Ascomycota; Pichiomycetes; Pichiales; Pichiaceae. The record is from RefSeq and is a predicted model, not a curated record. Gene Ontology annotation, biological process: DNA-templated transcription. Gene Ontology annotation, molecular function: zinc ion binding; DNA binding.